AUGUCUUUGCGUCCGAAAUUCGCCGCGGCAAAACGUGUCGGCUUCGCCUUAAAGCACGCGAGCUCAUCGAAACCAGAUUCCCGCGACGGAUCCGGGUCGAUUUCGAACAGGGGAGCUGAGCUCUUCGCCCAUGAAGCUAAGAUCCCGGCCAAUUACCGAUCAGGUCGUCACGGGAAUAGCGCUAUUCCUCUCAAUGUGAAGCCAACAAAGCGUCCAUAUCCACGCAAUAAGCCUAUUCAAGAUAGUCUCAUAAGGUCUGCGAGAAAGGCGAAAACGAACUUGUUAGAGCAUGACAAUCCGGUGCCAUCGUCUAAGCGACGGGAGCUGAACUCUCGCGAAGAAGCAGAGUCGGGUGCAACCAAGGCGCGACGGGGCCCGAGAUCGGAGAAAGAUAUCGAAGCGAUGAACCCCAGCGACGGAUCGUCCAAGGAAACCUCGAGAGGCUACAGACGUUCGGCGGUGAAAUCCAUCCUCAAGGUUCACAACAAGGGCUCGAGGUCCCCAGGCUCUAAAGUUCACGGGGUAGUUCCAAUCAUUCGGGAGUGUUCAGCUGAGGCUAAUCUAAGAAAUGAGGUCAGGCAGUUCCUGAACACGCUCCCGACACCUUCGUCGCUUCCAGCGACCGAGAGAAGAAUUUUAUCGGAGCUUUCGGAGCCCGAGAAGCCGAAUUUCUGUAGCAGUUUAAGAAGCUUCUUCACUUUCUUUGAGCACAAGAUCCACGAUGUUCGAUAUGCGGCGGAGUUCUAUGACGUCGAUCUGAGGAGAGUGUGGCUAAACCCGAAGUUUCGGGACGACUUCCGCAUCGGGCCAGGCAGUCUGGUCAUGGAGCGGAAAAUCGGAUCGGGUAGUUUCGGAGUGGUUUACUGCGCUGAGUCCAAGAAGAAAUACGCCAUAAAAUGCGUUCGUAAGAAGGCGACGAAGAUCGAGGAGGGAUUCAAAAUGCAAGAGAAAGAAUUUUACGUUUGGCGUGGAACUGCGGGCCAUCCGAAUAUUGUCUCUCUAUAUGCUGCGUUCGAGACUGCUCGAGCUUACUGCUACGUGAUGGACUACGUCAAAACGGGGAGUCUUCAUCGUGUUCUCCGGAAAACGAGACUUCCAGACGACGUCACUCGGAAAAUCGCGGCACAGCUAGCGCAUGCUUUACAUACAGUCCAUGCCUUGGGAUGCCUCCAUCGUGAUAUCAGCUGCUCGAAUAUUCUCAUCACUCCGUCAUUCGACGUGUUACUAUCCGAUUUCGGCAUAAGUUUUGUGGGCUUGAGCGCGAAGACGAGAUGCGGCUCCUUGGCAUAUAUGGCACCAGAGGUGAUUGCAUGUCGGACAUCGGGGCCCGGUGCGGAUUGGUGGUCGUACGGGAUUGUCUUGUUCACAAUGUUCGAGGGUAUGACACCGCUCAGUUUGUACGUGAAACGUUGGAACAUCGAUCUGAAUCGGUUGUCUAAGCAGAAUAGAUACGAAGUAGCCAAAAAUGCCACCGUGCCCAUCAAUCCUCUGCUCGAAAAGGGCAAGCGCCUGCUCCUGAAAGAUCUCUUCCGGGAGAAUCCCUCGGAGCGACUCGGGGCGCGGAACAAGAUGAACUUUCAGCCUUUCAGGGAGCACGAAUAUUUCCGAGGCAUCGAUUGGACCGAGCUCGACAACGCGCUUUCACGAAUCCUGAAGAAUCGUUCUAAAGUCCCCUUUAUUUGA
Molecule: messenger RNA, 1683 nt
Organism: Galendromus occidentalis (western predatory mite)
Lineage: Eukaryota; Metazoa; Arthropoda; Arachnida; Mesostigmata; Phytoseiidae
Product: aurora kinase A-like
Exons: 6
Coding region: 1-1683 (560 amino acids)
Biological process (GO): protein phosphorylation
Molecular function (GO): ATP binding; protein kinase activity
Source: RefSeq, a predicted model, not a curated record